AUGCAGCACGCUUUUAGCGCGAUCGCGCUCCUCGCCUCGACGGCCAUGGGCGACUCGCUGCGCCAGGUCGCGGUCGUUUCGCGCCAUGGCGUGCGUGGCCCGUAUGGCCCCGACGGCCUCCCGCCGACGCUCGCCAACAUGCAGCGCUACUCCAAGAACGCCUUCCCGUUCCUCGUCUCGGCCAAGGACUGGGGCACGUCGCAGAACGCGUCCGAGCUCGUCUCGCCCAAGCUCACAGCACAUGGCCGCAACGCGAUUCAGAAGAUGGGCGAGUACUUUGGGGCCCACUUGUACCCGUCGCUGGCGCAGCCGUCGACGUGCCACGCCACGUUUGCCUACGCCGACGACAACGAGCGCGACAUUGACACGGCGCAGGCGUUCCUCGAUGGAUUCCUUCCAUCGGCGUGCGCCGCGGUCAAGCCCGACACGAAUGGAUCCCGCCUCCUCUUCGAACAAGGCCAAGACCCGACCGCCGCGUGUCCUGCCACGUCACAGACGCUGUACAAGGGGAUUGUUGGCAAUGCGACCGCAGACAAUAUUGUGCGCCACUUGGUGCCCGAGAUCCAAGCACUCAACGACAUUGUCGACUGCUGCCAGCCCGACGUGUGCGCGGUGGCGUCGGCACGGUCGCUCUUGGCCGGCCCGCCGACGACCUGCACGCUCUUCACUGUGCCGUCGACCUGGAGCGGCAAGUUUUACGAGCCGUGGUCCGACGCGUUCUCGGAGGCGCAGUACCUCUCCGAGUGGUUUCUGCUGCAGAGUCUCAACAACAUGCCGCUGCCGCCCAACAAGACGCUCGACGAGAUGGUCGCCUUGGGCCAAGUGCACAACGCGCACAUGCAGCUCGUGACCAACCAAUUCAACGCCGAGAACUUUGGCAGCACGCUCCUCGUGCACUUGGUGGCGGGCAUGGAAGAAGCCAUCACGCGCGUCGCCGUGCCGAUCGCGCCAGGUCCUGGCCCGCACCUGCUCCACGAUGUCGCGUCGAAUUUUUUGUUUUACGCCGGCCACGACAUCAACUUGCUCUACCUCAAGAACCUCCUCCGGAUGGAGUGGGCGACCAAUGACUGGAACUUGAACCAACCCAACCCCGGUAGUAUGCUCUUGUUUGAAGUCCACGCCGACGCCAACAAGUCGGCGAGUACGUCCCAAGAGGAUUUCUUCGUGCAAGCCUACUUUGUCGCGGCCUCACCGCAGCAGAUCCGAGGCGCCGAGACGCUCUCGCCAACCAACCCGCCGAACCGCGUGCCCGUGAGCAUCCCGCAGUGCUCGAAAGACGUCGUUUUGGCCAACGGCGAACUCCAAGUGCAGUGCCGCUUCCAGGACUUCAAGGCUACGGUCGGAAAGGCCAUUCGCCACGCGUGUGUGAGCCCGAGCCUCCAAAGCUACGCGUCGACGCUGUGGCACGAAGAAGCCGCGUCGAUGCGAUUUGCGUGGUCCAUGGAAACCGUCGCCUUGGUGCUCCUCUCCCUGAUCUUGCUGAUCGUGACGGUUCGCUACAUCCGCCUCGCGCGCGCCCAUGCCUCGGCCGAGUAUGGCAAGUACGCGCCACUUGUCUAGGCCAUCACGCC
Messenger RNA from Saprolegnia parasitica CBS 223.65, 1571 nucleotides. RefSeq lists its product as hypothetical. The coding region runs from base 1 to 1560 and encodes 519 amino acids. Lineage: Eukaryota; Oomycota; Saprolegniomycetes; Saprolegniales; Saprolegniaceae. The record is from RefSeq and is a predicted model, not a curated record. Gene Ontology annotation, molecular function: phosphatase activity. The transcript is spliced from 9 exons. Gene Ontology annotation, biological process: dephosphorylation.